UGAUUUGACGUUCAUGGUUAGAAAACCGGUUAGCAAAUAUACAAAACAGACAAACACAGGUAAAUGACCUCUUAUUUAAAACAGAAACAUUUCGUGGGAAUAAAAUGUAAAAGUUUUAAGUUUAAGUUUCAUGCAGUGUUUCCUGCUCUUUUUCUGUUUCCUGAAGCUGCUAGCUAGACCAUGGAUGUCAGUCAAGAAGACCUGAGCAAACUGAGCAUCAACAACUCCUCUGAGGAUAUUGAAUUAGAUCAUUCUUUUCAAGAAGAUUUUUACUCAUCUGCUGAUGAAGAUCAUGCCGAUGAAGAUGAUGUUUCAGAUAAAAUCCCAGAAUCAAUGCUCAAAUAUUUUGAAGCCUCCGAGAACAGAGCAAGUCAGUUUGAAAAGCUCAUCCUUGAGGACAAUGAAGAUGAUGAUUCCAGAGCGGCUGAGGUGUAUUCCAUAAUUUCAAGUCGUUCUGAAGACCUUUUAAUGGAACUGGCCUCUGACUUAGGCCUACACGAGGACCCAGUGAAGUUAAAAGAACAAGUCAUGUUAGAGAUGGAGGAUGAGAAGUUGAACGCUAUCCCCAACAAGGCCUGCCCUCACACUGUAUCUGACAGUGACAUUACAGACAGAGUGCCACACAACAGUGAGGAUGAUAUUGAAUGUGAUGCAUAUUUAAGGUCUGAAAAGCAACUCAGUUUGGAACUGAAAACUUUGGAGUGUAAGUUGAAAGAGGAGGAUGAGAGGAGAAUUGUGGAAUACGAGGUGGAGCGAAAGAAGGAGCAGAAUGAGCAGAGAGAAAAGGAGGAGGGGAGGAAACGCAGACAGAGAGACUUUGAGGAGGAGCUGAGGCAGAUAGAAGAGGACAAUAGGUAUCGCCCUACAGGCAUGGAGGAGAUGAGAGAAAGAGAGGCAGAAGAGAAGCUUCAACAAGAGCUUUUCAAACAGCAGGAGCUGAUCAGCAGCCUCCAGAGACAGAUGGAGGAAGAGAGGAGGGCCUUUGAGAAGGUGCAGGAGGAAAAGAGGAGGAAGACCCACCAGUCUCGAUGCAGGGCGGCCAUCACUAUCCAGGCUGCCCUCAGAGGCGUCCUGGCACGCCGGUGGACCAGGGCUGAGCUCCACCGCAGAAGAGAGGAACAAAGAAGGUCUGAGGAGGAGAGGAACAGGAGGGAGGAGAGGUGGAGGAGGGAACAGGAGGAGCAGCGGCUGAAGCAGGAAAAGGAAAACAGAAGGAGAGAGUUGGAGGAGCAAGCGCUGAAGAGGAGGAGCUUAGAGUAUGAGAGAGCCAAAGAAGAGGAUCGAGUCCGUAUGGAGAGAGAGAGACAGGAUGAGGAGGACAGAAGAAAGAGGGAGGAUCAGGAGAACAGAAAGGAGGGAGAGAGAAGAAAAGGGGAGGAGAAGAGAAAGAAGCAUGAAGAAGAGAAGAGAAAGAAAGAAGAGGAGAAGAGAAGGAAAGAAGAGGAGAAGAGAAAGAAGGAGGAGAGGAGAGAGAAGGAGGAGCAGAUUAGGGAGGAGAAAGACAAGCAAGAAAGGGAGGAGGAGCGGAGAAAAAGACAGGAGAAUGAGGAGGAAAAGGAGAAUGAAAGAAAAAGCAAGGAGGAGGAAGAGAUUAGGAUGGAAUCAGAUGAGAGGAAACCAAAGAGCCUGCAAAAGCUGGAGACAGGAAUAGUGAAGGAGGAAAGUCAAAACCCGAGUGAGGAAAAAGCCAGAGAGGAGAAAUCAGCCGCCACUGAAUGUUCCCCCACUGCCAGCUCUCCCCCCAUUGACCCCAGCACCUCAGCCCCUCAGUCUGCCUUUGAGCGUAUGAGUGUAUUUCUACCAGAGCAGACGGAGCAGAGGAGACUGGCCUGGAUGAGGGACUGCACUUCCUGGUCCAAACUCUCCCUGCAGAACAAGAGGAAGCAGCAGCAGGGGGUCAGGACCCAGAGGAGGAGGGGGGCGAGGAGGGCCGCUGAGGGGAGCGGUUUACCCCUCCUCUGCCCAGAAACACUCCUUCAGUCUGGGGCCUGGAACUCCCCUCAGGAGGUGACCACAGUUGUUCUGGAGGAUCUCCCUGGCUGUAGCCUCUCUACUUUGUCCCAAUGCCCCAGACUGCAGACCCUCACCAUGAGACGCUGUGGCCUUAAAUCCCUGGAGGGCCUCAGUCAAUGCACAGAGCUUCGCUACAUCGAUGUACAGGACAACUCAAUCACGUUUGUGGACUGUGAGAAUCUGGCUAACCUCCAAGUUCUUCGACUUGGCCGGAACCGUCUGACAUCCAUCCAUGGUCUGGCUGGUGCUGUGGAUCUGGACGUUCUGGAGCUCUCGCACAACUCCAUCACCCGCAUCGGUGGUCUGGAGCCAUUGAAGAGGCUGCAGAAGUUAUUGUUGGACCACAACCAGCUGAUUAGUACUAGAGGACUGAGAGAGGUGUACACGCUGCUACACCUGGACUUGUCUCACAACCAUCUGUCCAGUGUAGAGGGCCUGGACAACUGUGCUCUGCUCAACACCCUGGACCUGACAGGAAACAAUCUGACUGAGCUACCCAGUCUGAGGAACCAGGUCCUCCUGGUGGAGCUCCAUCUGGAGGACAACAGCAUCUCCUCACUGGAGGGCCUGACAGCCUGCUGGCUCCCCCUGAUGCAGCUCCUCUCUGGGGCCCAAAACAGUAUAACCCAACUGCCAUCACUGUGUCAUUUUGUGUCACUGGAGAAGCUGGACAUCAGAGACAACUGCCUCUUAGAGCUGCAGAACCUGUGUGAGAGUCUGCAGGGAUGUCCACUCCUCCGAGAGGUCCAUCUCACUGGGAAUCCCCUUCAGCAAGAGUCCAUGUGGAGGUCCAGUCUGCAGAGGGCUGUGCCGGGUCUACAGGCCAUAGACGGGCAGCCUGUCUGCUCCUCUCCAGCGCUCCCUGGUCCUGGUCUAGUCACGGCCCUGCUGCCUCAGAACAGCUAUCUAGCCUUCUGUCAGGCACAGCUCCAGCAGCUCCACACACUGCAGCACAGCCACACGGCACAACUCAGCGGUGCUCUCCCUCCCCUGGAUGCUCUGAGGCUCUCCCUCCAGCUCCAUGAUGAAGCUGUACAGCUGGCUGAGGAGCACAGAUACGCUCACGAAUAUGGAGACACCAGCAUCACCGACAAACAAGAUGACAGUCACAGGAGUGACACCGCCAGGGUUAGCAGGAUCCCUGCCGAAAAGUCCGAUGUAGAGGGUAUGGACAGACAUGGUGGUGUCAUGAACAGGAAGCAACCUGAAAAUAAGUCCUGUGGAAACACAAACACCUGGCCACAUGUGGUUCCCCUCAUCAGCCCAGCCAAUGACAACAGUGAAAAGCAGCCUCAGCCCCCAGCAUACAGAUCAUUCAGCAGUCUAGGGACUGUGUCCACUAGGCCCGAGUUGAAGCCAGCAAGCUACACAAGUUCCAGCUCUACCUUCUCCGAGGAAAAAACGUCCCAUGCUUCUGCCAAGCCCAGCAGUUCACCCUUCCCCAAAGCUCACAUCAAGCUGGACCUCAAAAACAUGGCAGCUGUGGUGAUCCAGCGCCACUGGAGAGGACACAGAGGACGUCAGAGGAUCCAGCUGCGUCCACCUCCAGGAGAGGAGCAAGGAGGAAGAAGAGGAAGAGAGAGGGGAAGAGUAGACACAGGACCCAGCCAUACUGGGUCAGAGCAGAGCCGUCUGGAACCAGAUUACGCUGCAACUGCCAUCCAGGCGAUUUGGAGAGGCUUCACCCUGAGGAGGAGGCUGGCUGCUGCUCUGGCCCAGGCUCGGGGCUUCAACCCCGGGGAUCACGAGGCCUUCGAGGAGGUGAACGUGGAUGAAUUUGUCUUUGAUGAGAUGGCGCUAGAGAGAGACUGGAUGAUGACUUCGCUGCUGUCUGACUAUUCACCUCCCAAAACCCUCCUUCAUCCUCCUCCGUUCCCAGACCAGCUGCUUGGUCCAAUGCGUCCUCUGAAUCUUCCAGAUGCCAACCAGCAGACCAGCCCACCUGUUCUUCUGUGGAAGCCCAAGCAGGCCUGGAUGGGUGGGGAGAGAGCAGAGCCUGCUGAGCAUAGAGUUUCCCUUGACAGCAUCAGCAGAACUAAAUCUCCUGUCUCUGCGUCAGGGCUCAGUGGUCUUUCUGAGAGAUCUCCUGCUUCUGUGUCAGGGCUCAGUGGUCUUUCUGAGAGAUCAGAGAAGAUUCUGGAGGAGUGGGGGUUCAGAGACAGCCACACUGCUCUGAUGAUGCUGAAAAGAGCUCAGAAGAUGAAGUCUAAGAAGCAGAGGCAAAGAAAACUAUUGGACCCAACUGUACGCCUGGCCCUUUUCAGGAACCAUAGCAACCAUCACGCCCCUAUGGAAGCACCAAAGAAGCCCUCUCCAGAGAGGAGAGACUACAUUAAAGCUCACCAGGCAGAACUAGCCCUGGAGGGAACAGGCAGAUUGGACCAAACACGGUUAAACCAGCAAGCACCAGCGAGGGUGGACCAAAUGCUGUUGAACCAGGACGCAACAGAGAGAGUGGACCAAACACUGGUGAACCAGGAACGCACUUACCAGUGGCUCCACACCCAGCCUGUGCACUCUGACAGCAGACGCCCUGAGAGUGAUGGUUUCCUCCCAGAGAUUGACCCAGACAUACUGAAAGGAGGCAGAGUGCAGCUCGUGGCUGUAGCAGGGUACAGAGAAGGUCCAGACCAGGCCCCAAAGUCGCGGGCCAGCGGAACGUCAACCUCCCCGCCUCACAAAGAACACAAUGAAGCUCGGAGAAACUUUAUGGGGCAACUAAACAAAGAAGCAUCUUCUCCCCAAAGAGUGACCUCUGCCUCAUCUAAAAAGGAGCGCAUGUCUUUCCGGGAUAACCCUGUCCAGAUGAGUGGUGGCUGGGGAGGGGGCAAAAAAAGGGACAAACUGCACAAGUAACAAGACAUUUGUUAAUUACCAAGAAACUGGUUUAGCUUUAUUCACUGUAUGUCCAAAACAGUAAGCAUGACAACCAUUAUUCUGUUCACAGUAACGUUUUGACAGUCCCAUACAGUAUAUGCAUUAUGUUGACAUUUCAUUCAUUCUGCAACGUUUUACUUUUCUCCCCUCAAAAGUUUUCAUUGUCAUUAAUCUCCUAUACUGAAAUGUCAUGCAGCUGCCUUUUCACUCUCAGAUCUGGCUUGGCCUCCGUGGGUCUUCUGAAAAUUAAUUAAAAGCAAUGGGAGAAGCCCAGCCCAAAUAUCUGCAGGCGUUUUCAUGCUGGUCAUUAUGCAUGGAUAUCGCUGCCUUAAUGCGACCUCAGCCAACACCGGAACGCAUGGAGCAAAGUCCCAAACGCUCAACAAAUCACACGCUUAAUAUGCAGACAAUGGUUAGAAAUAAGAAACAGAACAUUUCUAUUCUAAUUGUUAGGAUGUUUGUAUUUUGAUUUCAUUUAGAUUUAUUUUACAAGCUUUCCAGACCAGUCUCUGCUGCUGUGGCCUUUGGUAAAAGAAAAUAUAGAAUUUAGAAUUGGGUCCCGUGUGGCUGAGUUGGUAGAGCAUGGCACUUGCAACACCAGGGUUGUGGGUUUGAUUCCCAUGGAGGACCAGUAUCUAGUAGCUGGAUAAGAGCAGCUACUAAAAUGUACAUGUAGAAGGUGUCUUAUCUUAGAUGUUGCAUGUCUAAGAAAAAAUGUGCUUUUUUAAUGCUACUUGUUUCUUGCUUAAGUUGAUGAAGUGGCACUUUUACUCAGCUGUUAAUAAUCAAGGUAAAUACAUUUUAGAUUCUAAAAUAAUGAUUAAAUUCAAGUUUCUUUUUUGAUUUUACUAUCAUAUAGACUGAGUGUUCAAAACAUUAGGAACAACUGACAUAGGUGAAUACAGGUGAAGGCUUUGAUCCCUUAUUGAUGUCACUUGUUAAAUCCACUUCAGUCAGUGUAGAUGAAAGGGAGGAGAAGACAGGUUAAAGAAUGAUUUUUAAGCCUUGAGACAAUUGAGACAUGGAUGUGUGACAUUCAGAGGGUGAAUGGGCAAGACAAAAGAUUGAAGUGCCUUUGAAUGGGGGGGGUAUGGUAGUAGGUGCCAUGCGCACCGGUUUGAGUGUGUCAAGAACUACAACGAUGCUGGGUUUUUCACACUCAACAGUAUCCCGUGUUUAUCAUGAAUGGUCCAUCACCCAAAGGAUAUCCAGCCAACUUGACACAACUGUGGGAAGCAUUGGAGUCAACAGGGCUUUCGACACCUUGUAGAGUCCAUGCCCUGACAAAUUGAGGCUGUUCUGAGGGCAAAGUGGAAGGUGUUCCUAAUAUUUCGUACACUCAGUGUAAAUACAGUACACAGUAGAGUCUGCCGAUUUGGACUAAAUCUGGAGUUGCAGAUAUCCAGAGAUGUUAUCCAGACAGCGUGUCAGAGCAGCCGCAGCUUUGAGUAAAGCGCAAACAUUGGUGUUACAAUUGUGUUUUUUAUUUUUUAUUACCAAUGGUUCUUGUUCUGUGUAUUUGAAUUUGGAUUUCAGAUUCCAUCCAACCACAAACACCGCCUUACCAAAGCGGCUAACCCUGGGGUUGAAGGUUCAUCGCUUGUCUGUUGGCUGUAAAUGAUCUGUUAAUGAAUGUGAAAACAAAUAGAUGGAGCUGGAGAGGAGAGUGGCUCCCUGGCAGGAAAUGCUUGUCCCUCUAUUUAUUUUAUCCUCCCUUCACUUUCAUAUUUCUCUCUCUGGUCUCUGGUGGGGUUUUGAUUGUCUUCAGCCCAUCAGGAAUUUAGUCUACAGACAGGACCAGUGCUGUAUCAUGACUAGUACCAGUUGUGCUGGUGGUGGUCCUGCCCAGCCCAUUAGGACUGUUAUGGUUUGAAACCCAAGAGCACUGUUCUCCUUCAGGGGGAGAUUGAACUCCUGUCCCCCUCGGGAGAAGCCUGGGGCUUUUACCUGGUGAUUAUUUUCUCUUUUGGCACAUAGCAUGGUGUUAUCAGCAAAUAUUUGGAAUGGUGAGGAUUCUAUUGUUUACCCUGUCCACCAAACACUGUCUUCCCAUAAGUUAGUUGUUGUUUUGCUUAAAUGAACAUUAACAUCGACUAAUACCUCAAUACAUUUUCAGGCCACUCAUUUGAAGGACUUUUCAUAAUGCUCAGGAUGUACUCACCUAAAUACCCUUACGUGUGUUGCUAGGAUUGGGUGUGUCUGUCCCAGUUGGUUUAUCACCCAUUAUUAUCUUUAACAGGACGUUGUUAAAUUCUGACUGUAUGCUGUCUUUCAUUAUAAAGUAGUGGAGGAAUUCACUCCUCAACGCCUGGCUGCACACAAUGUCUUCAGGUCCUGUAUCCGUUUAUUUGCCUAAUAGAUUUCAUUAUACGUAAUCACCCCAAGCUCACAUUUGUGGUAAAAUAAGUGUGUCAUAUAUUAGUCAUUUAGACAAGAACAUUAGAGGGUUGAGAGAGAGAAGAUAUCAUGAUGUGAGUCUGUCUGUUCCAAAUAUGUAGGUUGAUGUUUAUUGUUAUGAGUUUUAUCCUGGAGGCAAAACUGAGAGAUUUCCCCUUAAUCAGGCCAGCUGCAAAGUCGAAAUUGGCUAUAUUGUAAAAAUGAAUGAAAUCAAAAAUGGGCUUUUUGGUCUUAAUUUAAGGUUUAGGUUAGGCAAUAGAGUUAGCAGAGCGGUUAAGGUUAGGGUUAUGUUUAUGUUUAAAAUCAGAUUUUAGACUUUGUGGCUGUGCUAGCUAGUGAGCACUCUGUAGGGCAGCCUCCAGAACAAGAUUCAUGAUGAAAAACGCUUGUAUAACAGAUAAAGGAGGAGGCCUGAAGAAGAGCCCGGUGUCAAACUGUUGUUAUCUUGUUCUCUAGUCUAUCUAUGCCAAUGAGUGGACAAAACCAUCAUUCACGUGACACCAUUCAUUCCUAUAUGAAGACUCAAUAGCACACUGGUACAAUGAUUGUCU
This is a messenger RNA of Oncorhynchus nerka (sockeye salmon), 7838 nucleotides long. It is a transcript of the gene lrriq1, whose product is annotated as leucine-rich repeats and IQ motif containing 1. The transcript is spliced from 26 exons. The coding region runs from base 181 to 4869 and encodes 1562 amino acids. Lineage: Eukaryota; Metazoa; Chordata; Actinopteri; Salmoniformes; Salmonidae. Gene Ontology annotation, molecular function: protein binding. The record is from RefSeq and is a predicted model, not a curated record.